GUCAUCAACAGUGGACCGUGUUUGUUAUGUUGGAAAUGUGAAAAGGGGCUGUUGUCUCCUCGAGUCUCCUGUGUCUGUUGAUUUGAAGACGAAACUAUGGCUGACUACUGGAAGUCACAGCCGAGGAAGUUCUGCCAGUACUGCAAGUGUUGGAUCGCCGACAACAAGCCUAGCAUUGAGUUCCAUGAAAGGGGGAAGAAUCACAAAGAAAAUGUUGCUGCGAAAUUUAAUGAUAUCAGGAAGAAGAGUGUCAACAAGGCCAAGCAGGAGGCAAAACAGUCCAAACAGUUCGCUGCCAUGGAGGAAGCUGCGCUCAAGGCAUACGAGCAGGACUUGAAGAGAAUGGAAAUGGAAGCGUCUGGUAUACGUCUUGAGGCACCCACAUCGUCGCUGCAAGAAGUGUUGCCAUUGGUGGGUAAGGCAUCCCAAAACAAACCACAGGGACAAGGACGGCAGCAGAAACAGACGAAUAAGAAACAGAAAUCGGAGGGUCCGUCAUUCCCAGGCGGUCCAGACGCACAGUUUUGGGUGGCAGGAAAGAGUGACGAUGGUAACACCUACUAUUACAACACUGUCACUGGAGAGUCGCGUUGGAAUGAACGGCACCCCCAUUUCCCAAAAUCAACAAUGCCUGCGCAACUGGGGGGGACCUCAGCCAGCACAUGGGUGGAAGCAGUCAGUCCUGAAGGUUACCCGUACUACUACAACUCUCAGACGGGAGAAUCCAGCUGGGAGAAGCCUGCCAACCUCGCCCCCAAAGAUGCUGUUGCCCCAGGUGGAAGGAGGGAAGAUGGGGCUGGAGAGACUCAAGCAGGAGCAGAGACAGACAAGCACUGCAGCGAGGCUGUUAUAGAUCCUGAAGCUUCUGGAGCACUUGGCCAGGGGGCACAAGAGCCGUGCACCAAUCUCAGGAAAAGGAAAGCGGACGAUGACGCGCCUGAGGAAGAUGAAAAGUCAAAAAGCAGUGCCCUGGUUCCAGAUAAAAGUCAAGAUGACGAAAAAGAGGGUGAUAACCAAACAGGAGAUAAAACGGACGAAAUUGCUUCCCAGGCCAGACGUAGGGUGAACCCAUACGGAGCCUGGGAACGGAUCAAGGUGGAGAAGAAAACCGAGAAAUUUGUGGACCUCCAGCUGCCUAAGGUGCAGGAAGAAGUGGGCCCUCCACCACCACCUGAUGUUCCCCCAGAACCAAAACCCAAAUUCAAGGAGCGAAUCAUCACUUCCCUGGGAGUAGAAGGAGGUCCAGUGGCAUUCAAGAAAAAACAGAAUGGGAAAUCCAGAAGUCUGCGACAAAGAGACGCUGAUGAUUGACAGCGUUGUUUCUGGAAUUUAAUACAGAACAAAGAAAGACUACCAACUUAAAUUUUGCUUUUGACAAGGGUCAAGUUUUGUUUUGUGUUUUUUUUUUUUAUGUGGCAGAAUACAUUCUACAAUUCCACUGUUAAAAUUCUGUUCCAUUAGACCUUUUGUUUUCUUUUUUUUUCUCAAUACAGAAUUGUAAUGUCUUUAGCAAGCAAAUAUUGUAUGAGUAUUGUCUUGACUUGCAAAAGUUAUUUUGAAAAUAAAACAAUGAAAACUUGUAAUUAUUUAGUAAGUCAAGAAGAAGAAGUGUAUGAAGUUGUUAAAAUUCCAUCCAUAAAAACCUUUACUACUUAGGAGUAUUCAAUUGUAUUCAAUAUUUAUCAAUAUUGUUUGGAACAUGUCCAAUAAUGUAGUAUGUUUAAAUGUUACUAAAGAUGUAUAUAGACUUAGACUUUUUUAUUGUCAUUGCACAAAAACAUAUCUCUAUAUUAUGGCAAAGAAAUUUCCGGUUUCCAACAACUAUAUGUCCAAAAAUAAAUAUCAGAUAAAUACUUAUCUGAAGAUCUACAACCAAAAAAAAAAAAAAGAAAUGAAAAAAGAAAAGCUCCCAGACCAGACGGAGAUGCAGCUGGUCAGCAGGCUUUCGAUUGUCCCUCUGUAGAAGGUGGUCAGGAUGGGUGGGGUGACUGU
This is a messenger RNA of Synchiropus splendidus (mandarinfish), 1992 nucleotides long. It is a transcript of the gene wbp4, whose product is annotated as WW domain binding protein 4. Gene Ontology annotation, cellular component: precatalytic spliceosome; nucleus. Bases 97 to 1311 code for a protein of 404 amino acids. Gene Ontology annotation, molecular function: RNA binding; zinc ion binding; protein binding. The record is from RefSeq and is a predicted model, not a curated record. Gene Ontology annotation, biological process: mRNA splicing, via spliceosome. The transcript is spliced from 10 exons. NCBI's taxonomy places the organism in Eukaryota, Metazoa, Chordata, Actinopteri, Syngnathiformes, Callionymidae.